Molecule: messenger RNA, 1635 nt
Organism: Arctia plantaginis
Lineage: Eukaryota; Metazoa; Arthropoda; Insecta; Lepidoptera; Erebidae
Source: the annotation of a GenBank genome assembly
AUGUUCAAAAGUCGCGGAGAUAUUGUUUAUAAAUGCACGGUGAGACUUUUGGAGGAUACAGAAAUAUUAGAAUGUGAAUUUCAUCCAAGUUAUAAAGGAAAAUUUUUGUUGGAGCAUGUAUGUCAACAGUUGAAUCUUACUGAGACUGAUUAUUUUGGACUUCGGUAUGUGGACGCUGGUGGACAAAGGCAUUGGCUUCACAUGGCAAAAUUAAUACUGAAACAAGUAAAAGAUGCAUCACCAAUACUAUUCAGUUUUCGAGUGAAAUUCUACCCUCCAAAUCCCUUACUACUAAAAGAAGAUGUCACAAGGUUUCAGAUAUAUUUACAACUCAAAAGAGAUCUGUUGCAUGGAAGGUUAUAUUGUACAGCCAAUGAAGCGGCAAUGCUGGGGGCACUUAUUAUUCAAAUCGAACUUGGUGAUUACGAUCCGAACAUUCACGUUGGGAAUUACGUAACAGAAAUGAGGUUGUUACUGAGACAAACGGAAGUAAUUGAAGCGAGGAUACAGGAGCUACACAGAGAGCCGGUGGAGGGUACACCGGGUGGGAGCGGCGGGGUUAAAGGCAUGACGACACAAGAGGCGGAGCGCACCUUCCUUAAGAUCGCCUGCCAACUGGACACAUACGGAGUCGACCCACAUCCUGUCAAGCAGGACCAUCGAGGUAACCAGCUGUACCUGGGCAUCAACCACAGCGGCAUCCUCAUCUUUCAAGGUAGUAGAAAGACGCACCACUUUAAAUGGUCCGAAGUGCACAAAAUCAACUUCGAAGGACGGAUGUUCAUCGUGCAUUUAAAUUACCCAGAGAAGAAACACACUGUUGGGUUCAAAUGUCCGAGCGGAGCGGCCUGCAGGCAUGUCUGGUGUUGUGCCAUAGAGCAGAUGUUGUUUUUUACGUUGCCUUCAUCAUCAGACGCAUGCGUUUACUCCGGUGGCGGUCUGUUUUCGUGGGGCACUAAGUUUAAAUACUUCGGUCGUACGGAACGAGAGAUAUUAGAAAGGGACGGCUUACUAGCACCUAGAGAUUCUCAGGACGACCCGACUACAGGAGGCAAGAGAAAAGCGUCCAGCGUGCCAGCCACCCCAUCUACACCUAUGAUUGGAGACUUUGGCUACAGCAGCCUGCCGCGCUCCACGCACAGCGCGCCGCUGGAGGAGAGCGCGGGCGAGGGGGGCGGCGGGGGGGACGCUCGCGCUUGCAACGGCGCGUGCUUGCUGAGCGGGCCCGCCGUAGACAUCGCGCUCGCGUGCUGCGACCACCCGCGCGCCAACGACGAGCCCAAACCGCCCGCGCUUUCAACCGAAUACAGACUCCGAGAGUCGUUCGAGCAGUCGUCCUCCGAGUCGGGCGCCACGUCCGCAGCGCCCGGCUCCGAGCUGGCCGCUGGGGCGCCGCGCCUCGCCGCGCCCGCCACGCCCAUGUUGGCGCCCCGCCCCUUCAGCUUACUGCGAGCGUUCGUCCCAUCCUUCGCCCUGGCUUGGUUAGCUCUCGCGCUGCUAGCCCUACUGCUUUUUGAAACCGAAUGGGCGCCUCUACGAGCUUUGAGACGCAAACCGGAGUUGUUGGCCCUCCGCACGUAUUACUACGCGCCGCUAAAGGAUUACUUCAAACGGAAGCUGUUGGAGCUGUUUUGA